CAGCAACAGUACCAAGGCUCUAAUUAUAGCACUCAGCAGCCCCUUGAUGGCAUGUCGGGGUUCAAGCUCCAUGCGCACGACGUGCUCCGAGACCCGACAAAGGACGAGCUGUACAAUGGCCCAAAGCGCGAAAAGCUUCCCGCGGCGGUCCAGCGGAUGGACGCCGCGGACACGGCUUGCACGUUUUGCGGGGUCAGUUACUUUGUGUUUGCCGAAGUGCAGGAGCUGACGCAACGGGUGAGGCGAUACGAACGCCAAUGCCAGACGUUUGCCACGUGGAUGCAGCGAGAAAAGGCCACCAACGCCACCAUGCGCAACGAGUUGGCCCUUUGGACUCGAGAUUUUCACACGGCGAUGGGCGUCGCCAGUGAGAAACUGGUCGAGUUGCAUCGACGGAAUACCCUUCAAGCGACGAGCAUUCAAUCCCUCGAGGCUAAAUUGACUGCCAAAGAGACAGAGUUGGAAGGGCUUCGCUGUCGAGUUCUGGCUGAGACUGCCACCAAAGUACUAGAGUUGGAAGCGCGUAUCGUCGACAAGGACCAGACCAUCGCACAACAGGCUCAGCAUAUGGAAGGAACGUUGCGAGAAGCAAGAGUCGUGUAUGAAGCUGCCCAAGCAGCGUGGACACUCGAGCGCACAAGUCUACUGACUCAGCACUCUGUACAAUCGGCGGCGGGCGAGCUGGAACGGCAACGCCUUGAAGAAUUGGUGGUAAAAAUGGAGCAAAACUUGCAUGCCAGUGCAGUCGAGUCGCAGGAAUUCGCGGCCAAGGCAGCAGAAAGCGACGCACGGUGGCGAGAUGUGACCCACAUGAUGGAGUGUCAGGCGACGUCUGUGACAGAGGCACAGGUCAAGCUACACCAAAUGCAGGCCCAGGUAGAGCUAGCACAAGCAGAAGCCGCGCGGGUGGCAGCCAACGCCCAAGUCGAGCGGGCGGAUGUGGGAGCGCUACAGGAUGACGUGGCAAAGUACAAGCACUUGGCGACGGCGUUAGAGAAGAAUAAGGCGCUGUUGCUGGCCGAACGAGACGAGUUGAAGCAAACGAUCGCCAUCGCACACGACAAGGUCAACCAGGUCAAGGCACAGUUGACUGGACUGCAGCGACGUCUGGAUGAACAAGGGCGGCAAAUGGAGGCUGUACAGGCAACACACAACUCUGCCAUGGCCAAUCUCAAGGCGGAAUGUGCCAAGGAAGUAGCGGCUUUGAAAGCUUGGAACGUGCAGUCGGCCAACUCGACGACAACCGCGUUUGAGCAGCAAGUAGCGCAACUCGAAGAUGAAGUGCGUCGGCUGAAAGAGGACGACACCGUGGUUCAGUUGAAGCAAAUGCUCGUCGUGGCAGAGAAACGGACGAUUGAGGCGGACAAGGCCCUACAGGAAGCGAAAGGAACGUGUCAAUCAUACAUGGAAGAGUUACAGCGCGCCAAGUUGAGUAGUCACCAAGACAAGAGCGCCGCGACCGCCCUAGAGAAAAAGCUGCGCGACGUUGAAGCUGCCCUCCGCGAUACCAAGGCGGCAAUGGAGCAAGAACGAGCGGACUGGGACCGCAAGCAUGUUGCGUGGGAGAGGAAAGUGGCCGAGCGCGAUGUAAAGUUGGACGCGAUGGCGAAAGACUUGCAGCAGAUGCGGUCCGCGGCGCCAACGGUAGUGGUCAAGGAAGUGGUGACCAGCAACAACAAUAACAAGGCGCUGGAAGGAGAAGUGGAGCGGCUGACUCAUAUUGUGGCCCAGAAGGAUCAAGAGAUUCAACUGCUGCAGCAGACCGUCCAUCGGGAAUGCAUGGAACGGACGUCCAUGUUGGAGAAGAUGCGAUCGGCCAAGAUCUUGCCAGACAUGGUCACAACGCAUGGAAGUAGUCCACACUUGGUCGACGAAAGAGGGGAGAACGACCAUGGCGGCAACAACGGUGGCGGGGGGGGAGGCUUGGCGUCGUUCUACGAAAAGCUGCGCAAGAAGAAAGCGCGUCCAAAGACCAAGGCGUGAGUGAGGGAUGGCCAUGUUGUCGCCCUCAAUAGAGACGAGAUGUUCUAAAAUGGCGCCGAAGCCUUUCCUGGACAUGUGUGGUGGGUGUUCAAGGAAGCAUGCAACUCCUGGCAAAGUGACAUAAGAUAGCAAAAAGUAUCAAUUCUUGCCUAAUGACAUCGCCUACGACACCUGCACCAGAUAUGCACGCAUACAGUGCACUGGUUGGUCGGCGUAUCGACCAGCACAGGUCCUCAUCUUGAGCGCUGUGAUUCACCCCAAGCUCAAUUGC
Molecule: messenger RNA, 2254 nt
Organism: Aphanomyces astaci
Lineage: Eukaryota; Oomycota; Saprolegniomycetes; Saprolegniales; Verrucalvaceae
Exons: 9
Coding region: 52-1983 (643 amino acids)
Source: RefSeq, a predicted model, not a curated record